Meleagris gallopavo (turkey) is the source of this 1181-nucleotide messenger RNA. It is a transcript of the gene DIO3, whose product is annotated as iodothyronine deiodinase 3. The record is from RefSeq and is a predicted model, not a curated record. NCBI's taxonomy places the organism in Eukaryota, Metazoa, Chordata, Aves, Galliformes, Phasianidae. Gene Ontology annotation, molecular function: thyroxine 5'-deiodinase activity. Gene Ontology annotation, biological process: thyroid hormone metabolic process.
CUCCGGUCUGCGUGUCCGAUUCCAACCGCAUGUUCACGCUGGAGUCGCUGAAGGCCGUCUGGCACGGGCAGAAGCUGGACUUCUUCAAGUCGGCGCACGUGGGCUCGCCGGCCCCCAACCCCGAGGUGAUCCAGCUGGACGGGCAGAAGAGGCUCCGCAUCCUCGACUUCGCCCGCGGCAAGAGGCCCCUCAUCCUCAACUUCGGCAGCUGCACCUGACCCCCGUUCAUGGCCCGCCUGAGGUCCUUCCGGCGCCUGGCCGCGCACUUCGUGGACAUUGCCGACUUUCUGCUGGUGUACAUCGAAGAAGCGCACCCCUCCGACGGCUGGGUCAGCUCGGACGCUGCCUACAGCAUACCCAAGCACCAGUGCCUCCAGGACAGGCUGCGGGCGGCGCAGCUGAUGCGGGAAGGGGCGCCCGAUUGCCCCCUGGCCGUGGACACCAUGGACAACGCUUCCAGCGCUGCCUACGGCGCCUACUUCGAGCGGCUCUACGUCAUCCAGGAGGAGAAGGUGAUGUACCAGGGAGGCCGAGGACCGGAGGGCUACAAGAUCUCCGAGCUGCGGAGCUGGCUAGACCAGUACAAAACCCGGCUCCAGAGCCCCGGCGCGGUGGUCAUCCAAGUGUAAAAAGGACCCGGCAGAAGGCGCGGGGGGAGAGAGGAGGGGGAGGCGGAGGAACGCGAGGGGGCUCCGCGCCGGGGCUGCGUGCGGGCGAGAUGUGCCAUAGUCCUUUCUCUAUUCAAAUCAUGUUGAUUUGCCAGCCACGCUCUGUCAAUACUGUAUUUCCAUGUGCGUUUUGUAAAUAACUCUCUUUUUUUUUUCCUUUUUUUUUCUUUUGAGAAGCGUUUACUAUUUUUUAAGGCGGCUCUCUUCCUUCGGGAUCUGUUCCCAGCUGCGUGUGUGCGCGGGUGUGUGUCUGAAAAGUUGUGUACAAGUGCUCCGUGCUGCCUAGCAAGUGCUAACUGGGAUUUCUAGUAUUUCUUUGUGAUGACCGAUUUUGAAAUGGGUUUCUCUAAUGCCAGGAAAUCGUGUCUGAUGUUGUCAAGUACUAGAACUGCCAAUAGCCAGAGCUGAACGGAAUGUCCUAUUUAUGGGGUAGGGGGGUUUUGUAAGACGUUCGUUCACAUUUUUUUUAAUGAAUUUUUUUAAAUAAUAAAGGUUGAGUAAAUACACAUCUAA